Messenger RNA from Cheilinus undulatus (humphead wrasse), 1841 nucleotides. RefSeq names its product aminoacylase-1A-like. Gene Ontology annotation, biological process: amino acid metabolic process. Lineage: Eukaryota; Metazoa; Chordata; Actinopteri; Labriformes; Labridae. Gene Ontology annotation, cellular component: cytoplasm. Bases 125 to 1384 code for a protein of 419 amino acids. Gene Ontology annotation, molecular function: aminoacylase activity. The transcript is spliced from 15 exons. The record is from RefSeq and is a predicted model, not a curated record.
GCUUCGGCUAAUGUUUAUGUGAUCAGCGAGCACCCGAAGGGUUUGAAUAAACAACCAUCGGUAUAAAAUGAGCUAUUAAUUAUAUUGACUCGUUCUUUCGGUUGAGGGGUAGAUAAAGACCACCAUGUUGCCUGACAAAGAUGGUCCAGGUGUGGGAGGCGGACAGAGCUCACCUGAGGGAGAAGACCCCUCAGUGAGUCUUUUUAGAGAGUACCUCCGCCUCAAAACUGUCCACCCAGAGCCGGACUAUGAUGCUGCUCUAAAGUUCCUGGACAGGAUUGCAGGGGAGCUUGGGCUACCCAUGAAAAAGAUUGAGGUUUGUCCAGGCAGAGUCGUUUCCAUCAUGACAUGGGAAGGGACGAACCCUGCCCUGAAAUCCAUUUUACUGAAUUCCCACACAGAUGUUGUGCCUGUUUUCCAGGAACACUGGAAAUACGAUGCUUUCAGUGCUUUCAAAGAUGCAGAGGGCAACAUUUAUGCCCGGGGAACACAGGACAUGAAAUGUGUGACUAUACAGUACAUCCAGGCUGUUCGAAGACUGAGGGCAGAGGGGCGGAAACUGAUGCGCACUGUGCACUUAAUGUUUGUUCCUGAUGAAGAAGUUGGGGGUCACAAGGGAAUGGAAACAUUUGUGAAGCAUCCAGAGUUCCAAAACUUAAACAUUGGCUUUGCACUGGAUGAAGGUCUGGCCAACCCUAAUGAGGCCUUCACCGUCUUCUAUGGGGAGAGGAACCCCUGGUGGAUCACAGUCCACUGCCCAGGCAGCCCAGGUCAUGGCUCCAGGUUUGUGGAAAACACAGCUGCUGAGAAACUGCGCCAAGUCAUCAACUCCUUCCUGGACUUCAGAGAGAAGGAGAAACAAAGGCUAAAUACCAGUGAGUGCUUCACACUAGGUGAUGUCACCACAGUGAAUAUGACAAUGGUCAAAGGAGGCGUGGCCUACAACGUCAUCCCAGCCGAAAUGGACGUGAGCUUUGACCUCAGAAUACCACCUACAGUAAAUUUACAGGACUUUGAAAGGCAGAUCAAAGAGUGGUGUAAAGAAGCAGGAGAGGAUGUCACAUACAAAUUUGCUCAGAAACAUAUGAACCAGAACGUGACUUCAACUGAGGAAGAUGAUCCUUGGUGGAACGCUUUCAGCACAGCCUGCAAAGCAAUGAAUAUGACUCUGGAAAAGGAGAUAUUUCCAGCUGCAACUGACAGCCGUUUUAUCCGAGCUGUUGGCAUCCCUGCUAUCGGCUUUUCCCCUAUGAACCGCACGCCGAUCUUGCUGCAUGAUCACAACGAGUUUCUGAAUGAGCAAGUCUUCCUGAAAGGAAUCAGCGUGUUCGAGAGGCUCAUCCCAGCUCUCGCUAGUGUUCCUGCCUGUCCCAAUGAGGCUUAGAGAAGUCUUCAUCUUUAAUCCUCUCCUACAAUGCUUUUUAUUGAUGACAUUAUUUCACUUGAAAUAUUUGCAGAGAUUACCAAAGAAUAAUGACAUAUAUAUCAUAAGCCAAAACUGAGCACUAAGCCUUUGAUAGGACUAAUUUUCUCUCUUGAUUCUCAGGAUAAAGGCACAGUAAGGUUUUAUUACCAAGUAGUACUUCAGCUUUUUUUUAACAACACACUUACUGUAUGUAAGUAUUGUUGGAUGAGUGGGCGCGAGUGUGUGCAGUAUUAAAGAGAUAUCUAUUGUGAAAACAAUAUUUCUAAUUUGUGUGGAAAAAUCUACCUACUAUAAUGUGUGUAGGACUUUGAUUGAUAAUCAAUCAACUUUAACUGCAUUGCUUUUUUAGAUGUGCUUGAUUUUAACUAUGAUUCCACAAAUAUAGCUUUAAUUAAUAAACUUUUCUUGAAUAAAA